Molecule: messenger RNA, 1410 nt
Organism: Capronia epimyces CBS 606.96
Lineage: Eukaryota; Fungi; Ascomycota; Eurotiomycetes; Chaetothyriales; Herpotrichiellaceae
Exons: 3
Coding region: 1-1410 (469 amino acids)
Biological process (GO): chromatin remodeling
Cellular component (GO): Ino80 complex
Source: RefSeq, a predicted model, not a curated record
AUGUCGUUUAUCACACUUAAAUACCGUUCUUCUCGGAGGGGCAAGGCUAACGCGGCACUCAGUUCUUCCAGCGCCUCGACGCCAGCGUCGUCCAGGCCACGUCGCGGGGGUGCAUCGUCUGCACCGUCCAGCUCUUCUGCCACUCUCCAGCGAGGCCUUGGCUCUGCAGACGACCGACGACAGAGCCUCAAGUUGACGGUCAAAGCUGCCCCAAGCAAACUUCGAGAGGUCAUGCGUGCAAACGAAAUUGAGUCACUCCAAGACACUCUGGGUGGCGGGCAGGUCUUGGAAGAACCACGAAGCACCCGCCGAAGUGCACUAGCUUCGAGGGUUGGCCCUCGCGUGGCCCAGAGACCUACAUAUGUGGAGUACGGCGAGAGCGACAUUGAGGACGAUGACGAUGACGACGACGACGAAGAAAACGAGGAAGAAAACGAGGAAGAAAACGAGGAAGAGAAUGAGGAGGAAGAGGAGGACGAAGAGCUCAAUGACUUCGAUCAGCUCGGCGCGGAACCCGAGGGUGGAACCGAAGAUGAGGAUGUCGAUAUGGAAGACUCACCUGCCCCGCCUCCAAAGCGCCACGCUGCGCCCAAACCUCCAAAGAUCACUCUGAAACCACCGGCUAAUCGGGCGGACAGCAAGCAACCGGCAAAGGCCAAACUUGUCGUCACCCCGGCGAAGGUCGGACCGGUCAAGUCAGUCGAGGAUCAGGAAAUGGAAGAUGACCCAGACGACGAUGAGGUCGACAACUCAUCCGAUCUCUCCGACGAGGAAGAUCGAACUACGGGCAAUGUUAAUGAGGAAACCAUGGGCGAAGAAGAGGAGGUCGAGCUAGAAGAUGUGGAUGCCCAAGGCGAAGAGGACGAUCUCGAAGAUGACGAGGAAGAAGACGAUGCCCUGGACGACAGCGACGACGACACUCCGGCUUCGGGCUCUGCCACGCCUGAUCUGACCCGACUGACAAAGAGACAGAGAGGCAGGCCAGAAGACCAAGGCACGCUCAUGGCCCUGGACAUGGCCCCGCAACAGCGAAAGUUCUUCACCGACGAAGAGAAAGCGAUGAAGAAGGACGAACAUGCAAGAAAGCGCAAGGAGUUGACCAAGCGUAAAAUACAGGAAGAAAAGGCUGCUGCCUUGAACCGCUUGCUCAAACCCCAGGUGUCCAAAGCUCGAGGGGCGGCUCCAAAACCCGAGACUCUGGCUGCGGCAGCUGCAGCCGCUGCGGCUGGAUCGCCAUACGACGACGAAGAAGUUUUUGAGAAAGCCAACCCGCUGUACACAAGAUGGGUCAGUACAAAGGAAGGGGUGCGGCUCGGAGCUCCCGAAGAAUGGCUGGGAAAGAGAGUCGGCCGUACAUUCGGACCGCCGUUGUCGUCGAGCGGCAAUGCGCUCGUGCAAGAGGUCGAGUGA